GUCCCGGGGGCGGGUCCCGGGGCGGGAAGGGCGGUCCCGGUGCCGGUCCCGGUUCCUCCGCCGCCAGCCCGGCCAUGCCGUCCCCCGCCGCGCUGCUGCUCCUGGCGCUGCUGCUGCCGCCGCCGCCGCUCGCCCGCGCCGCCGAGAGCGAAACCGAAACCGGCGCCCGGGAGCUGCGGCUGGAGACCAUUGUGGCCCCCCCCGAGGGCUGCACGGAGCUGUCGGCGCCGGGGGACACGGUGCACAUCCACUACACGGGCACCCUGGAGGACGGGCGGAUCAUCGACUCCUCCCUGAGCCGGGACCCGCUCCAGGUGGAGCUGGGCAAGCGCCAAGUGAUCCCCGGCCUGGAGCAGAGUCUGCUGGACAUGUGUGUGGGGGAGAAGCGCAGAGCCAUCAUCCCCCCUCACCUGGCCUACGGCAAGCGGGGCUCCCCUCCCACCAUCCCAGGUGACGCGGUGCUGCGGUUUGAGGUGGAGCUGGUGGGGCUGUCCCGGGCCAGUUACUGGCAGAAGGUGGUGAACGAGGUGGUGCCGCUGCUGUGCCUGGGGCUGGUGCCGGCCCUGCUGGGGCUCAUCGGGUUCCACCUGUACCGCAAGGCCAGCAGCCCCAAGCUCUCCAAGAAAAAGCUGAAGGAGGAGAAGAGGAACAAAGCCAAAAAGAAAUAAAACCUUCCCCUCGGCA
Messenger RNA from Pseudopipra pipra, 684 nucleotides. RefSeq names its product FKBP prolyl isomerase 11 (gene FKBP11). Gene Ontology annotation, molecular function: peptidyl-prolyl cis-trans isomerase activity. The coding region runs from base 75 to 668 and encodes 197 amino acids. The transcript has 6 exons. Lineage: Eukaryota; Metazoa; Chordata; Aves; Passeriformes; Pipridae. Gene Ontology annotation, biological process: protein peptidyl-prolyl isomerization. The record is from RefSeq and is a predicted model, not a curated record. Gene Ontology annotation, cellular component: endoplasmic reticulum.